Messenger RNA from Dothidotthia symphoricarpi CBS 119687, 1884 nucleotides. RefSeq lists its product as uncharacterized. Bases 1 to 1884 code for a protein of 627 amino acids. The transcript is spliced from 2 exons. NCBI's taxonomy places the organism in Eukaryota, Fungi, Ascomycota, Dothideomycetes, Pleosporales, Dothidotthiaceae. The record is from RefSeq and is a predicted model, not a curated record.
AUGUGGAAGCGAUUUCAAGGUCAUGGGCGGGAUAAGGAGAGGCAUGCACAUAUAGGCAACCCUGUGCUUCUCGAAACGACAUACGACGAGGAUCAACUCAGGCGGAACCCUGAUGUUACCGACGUUCAAAAUGCUACUUACCAACACAAUGCGCCUCCUUCGCAACCAUAUCUUUCCUGGCCGGAAGAUUACCCAGAUUACAGAGCAUCGACAACUCCAACCGUGUCAUCAGUCUAUUCACGACCUUCGAACGAUCUGUACUACUACGACAAUCCAGUCGCUACAUCUCCUUCUGCUUACGAGGACAUAUCACCGCCUAGCUCACCCGAUUCCGAACAGCAACAGCAUCUUCGUCAACCUCGAAGAUACCGCUCGAUGCGGGAUGUGUCGCCCAUAGAUGAAACUCGGGGGAAACCUCAGACCGCAGAUGCUCCACACAAAACCACCAAUAUACCUGUUCUACGCAAAGCACCACCUAUCGUCCGGACCGGCGAAUCGCAGCCCUCACAAAAGUUUUGGGGAGUAAAGCUGGCACCAAACAGCAAGGUUAAAUGGGACACGUACUCGGGUGAACCUACAUCAGGCGAUGCGGGUAUCUCACAGUCUGUCACUCCAGCCUCGUACAAAGGCACCGGUCUACCUGACGUGCGGCCGAUGGGAUAUCACGUUUCAGUGUCCGGGCCUGAGAUCAAGAAGAAUGUGAGCCUUGUAGAACGCAUGGGUAGUCUCCGAGUAAAAACUCCGCCUUCGAUGGAGACUACAAAGCCUCGCGAACCGUGGAGCCGUACGACUGGGCGUUCACAAAUUGCGCCAGCUUUGAGAGACGAGAUCUCGCGUAAGCCGCUGCAACUACCUCGGAAGACUGAAGCUCGUGAGGUAGACCGGGCUGAUCAGGUUGCGUCAAAUAAACAUACGACCCCCGCCGCUCAGGUUCCAGUGGCCGCUGAAACCACGCUUGUCGCAGACGACAUAUACAACUUCGAUGCGCAUGAGAGUGCAAUCAAACCUAUUCCACCUCUCAAGAUUGGAAAGAACAUAGCUCCCCGUAAUCUUACAUCUCCCAUAUCGCCUAUAAACAUCGGGCUUGGGAUCCAGACGCCUUAUUCUUACCCCAGUCCUGUGACACCUACUCAAGCGCAGCAAUCGCUACCUCCGACGGCAGUGAAUGAGCCGACAGAAGUCUGGACACAGUCGAGAGAGCAUACCGCGAUACCAGAGAGGGAUACAGAGCCGUCGAACAGCCGCUUCUCAUGGACUACAUACAACAGCGCGACCACCUACCAGCACUCACCUCCGCCAUCACCUCCACCACCAGCCAUGCCCACACAUACGCAAGUCCAGAGGCCAAGGAUAGUAACAGAACCCAUCUCAGCCGCCUCGUCAAUCCUAAGCCGUCGCCGCCCCGUACCCCAAGCAGGUCAACUCCCCAGCCCCGUUGCUCAGACCGCCCGCAAACCCAUCCCCACUCCCUCCGUCACACCCACGACAGCCAAGAUACGCACCUUCUCCCCACCCUCGCCACGCCCAGCCUCCACACUGAGCACCACGACCAACAAAGCGCUCCCACAGCCCCCCACGACGCUGUCCGCAAGCGACCACGUCUCGCUCCUCGAAUCACAGAUGGAGGACCUGCGCAUCCGUCGCAACAACGUUCACCGCCUGCUCGAUGACUUGAACAAGGCUGCGCCAGCGAACCCGCUGAUCACAGACUUCAAGCGCGCCAGGCUAGUCGAGCAGAGGAAGCGCGCAUAUGCCGAUGAGCUGGCGGAAAUCAAGGCCGAGGAGUAUGAUGUAGGUAUGAAGUUGCAUCGCGCGUGGAAGAAGAGGGAGUUUGAAGAUCCGAAUCAGGGGUCUGCACUAUGGAUUAGGAGGGUGACAGGGUAG